AUGACCUCGUCCAUGUUAACUCAACACAGGAAGGUGUUAGCGUCACUGCUUCUGUCAAAACCAUUAGAAAAUGGGAACUCAUCAUCUUCAACUACGGAGGAUUCCCCUAUACGCAGAGGAAGGAGAGGAAGGGGGCGUGGGCAGCGGGGUACAGUACGUAGAGGAUCUGGUCGAGCCCUACAGGGAAGAAGAGGGAGAGGGCAAUAUGCAGAGAGGAGAGAUGUUGUGGCCCUUCAAUUAACUCGUGACAGAGUCACUGUAGCAAAGAGGCAUGUCCACAGCUUGAAUCUUGAGCAGUGCAGAGAUAUGCUUGUGCAUAUAGCAUCAAGAUCAGCAAGUCUCAUUCUUGAUAUUGUUGACCAAGUUCAUCCAAGACCAGCUAUACCUCCACAGCCAUCCUUACCCGGAGUACCAUCUUGGUGCACAUGCAGCAGAUGUAGGGAGAUGCCUACCCUAAUGGAGAGAGUCUCUUGCGGAAGAUGCCCAGAGCAGUGCACUACUCUUCUGCCAGAUUUUCAUGUCCUCUGUUUGGAUGAGGCAGUCCUUGCACUGGCGCGCCUCUACCGUGAAGAUGUGUUGGCCCUGCCAACAGACGAGGACUACAACAGGGCAAAUAGGCAUUCGGCAUAUCGUCAGUAUAUUUUAUGGAGUUAUGGAAAACUUGGUUCAGGGAACAGGAAAGUGAUCCCUAGCUGCAUUAUCUGGAGGAUUCGAGACAAGUAUCCGGAAGCAUCUGGACAAUAUACCGGAUUCAUGCCUGCAAGACUCACUUAAUAUACAAACUAAACUCUAAUAU
Molecule: messenger RNA, 796 nt
Organism: Saccostrea cuccullata (small rock oyster)
Lineage: Eukaryota; Metazoa; Mollusca; Bivalvia; Ostreida; Ostreidae
Product: P2X purinoceptor 7-like
Exons: 4
Coding region: 1-774 (257 amino acids)
Source: RefSeq, a predicted model, not a curated record